This is a messenger RNA of Rhagoletis pomonella (apple maggot), 1090 nucleotides long. It is a transcript of the gene mRpL4, whose product is annotated as 39S ribosomal protein L4, mitochondrial. Gene Ontology annotation, molecular function: structural constituent of ribosome. The record is from RefSeq and is a predicted model, not a curated record. NCBI's taxonomy places the organism in Eukaryota, Metazoa, Arthropoda, Insecta, Diptera, Tephritidae. Bases 68 to 952 code for a protein of 294 amino acids. Gene Ontology annotation, cellular component: ribosome. The transcript has 2 exons. Gene Ontology annotation, biological process: translation.
CAGCUGUGUUUGUGUCACGCUUCUCAAUUUACAUUUUCCCAGUUUUUGUUAACUUUUCCAUAAAAAAAUGUUGAAUUUGUUAAAUAAAACUAAAAAUGUUUUAGUGCCCUCGCUGCGCGGCAUUGCGAUCCGUGCCACGCACGAUGCCGCCAAGGAAGAACCAGAAGUAACGAAGCCGAUAACAAAGCCUGUGGCACCGCUCAUAUUACCACAAAACUGGCCGCAAUAUGAACCUAUGAACCAGUCGGCAACGCGACAAGCUUGGAUUGAAAACAUCGAUGCAGUGGAGGAACGCAAAUUGGGACUUAUAGAAUUACAUCCUGACGUUUUCGCAGCCCAACCCCGCGUCGAUGUCAUACAAGAGAACAUAGAAUGGCAGCGUAAAUAUCGUUAUGUAAGCUUUGCUCAUACUAAAACGCGCGCCGAAGUACGUGGCGGUGGACGCAAACCUUGGCCACAAAAAGGUAUGGGUCGUGCGCGACAUGGUUCCAUUCGCUCACCACUAUUUCGUGGUGGUGGUGUUGCGCACGGUCCACGCUCACCUACCACACACUUCUAUAUGCUGCCAUUCUAUAAGCGGGUAAUGGGAUUGACGGCAACACUUAGCGUAAAAUUAGCGCAAGAUGAUCUCCAUGUAAUUGAUAGUGUUGAGAUACCCACGCGUGAUCCAAAGUUCAUUAAGGAGUUGAUAAAAGAGCGCAACUGGGGGCCAUCCGUGCUAAUUGUAGACAGAGAGGACAUUUUCCCGGAGAACAUCUGCUAUGCUACGGACGAACUGGGUUACGUGAAUUUGAUGCCUUCAUAUGGUCUCAACACAUAUUCGAUGCUGAAACACGAUACAUUGGUGCUAACUGUGGAAGCCGUCAAACAUAUCGAAGAGCGCUUGUUAUAUCAACUUAAUCGCACAGACGCGGCGGCGAAGGGUAUCAAAUUUAAAUUGGAUCAAGUUUAAAUAGUUUCCUGCUGCUUCUCUUAGUUUUUCUGGACUUGAUCGUUUUCUUAAGGAAUGUACCAUCGCUAUCCAAGUAAUUCAAAACAUUGUACAAAUCUGAAUCAUUAAAAGCAGUAAUGAAUUUUUACCAUCGAAUAA